This is a messenger RNA of Kwoniella botswanensis, 2355 nucleotides long. RefSeq lists its product as uncharacterized. The coding region runs from base 1 to 2355 and encodes 784 amino acids. The record is from RefSeq and is a predicted model, not a curated record. The transcript is spliced from 15 exons. Lineage: Eukaryota; Fungi; Basidiomycota; Tremellomycetes; Tremellales; Cryptococcaceae. Gene Ontology annotation, molecular function: GTPase activity; microtubule binding. Gene Ontology annotation, cellular component: cytoplasm; microtubule; membrane.
AUGCGACCUUCGAAUUUACCCUCAACUCCCCAGACUCCUUCGCCAGUACCUCGACAAACUGAACAGAUCACCCAAUCUCGUCAGCUCGAGAAACAUAAACAUAACCCCCUCGGAGCUUACCCAACUCCGCAAUCCUCUUUGGAUGUCACAUCGCCUUUGAGGUCCCAUUCGACGACAUCCUCUACUAGGACAAACACGUCAUCGACUGAUGAACGCUCCCAAGAUGGUCAAGGGGAAGACGACAACAUCGGAUCGUACCUUGAAGCGCACGAUCGACUUCGACACCUCUAUCCCAAUGAAGAGAAGGUACCCUCUGCGAGACUUUGUGUACUCGGUGCCCAAAGUGCUGGGAAAAGUAGCUUUUUGAGUAGCUUAACCAACCUCGACCUGUACUGUGCAGAACGACGAGCGACUUGCUGUCGGAUCUUGAUCUCAUCUCGGAGAGGGGGUACCUCUUUCUCAGCCGACGUUCAGAUUGUCAUCCUUCACCCCGGAACGGAGCGAGCCGAGGUCAUACCCUUCGCCUCUUCAAUCACCGACGAGGGUCAGAUGGGUCAAAUCUGCAACUGGGCGGGCGAAGAAGCCAGAAGAGCCGAUGGAGGAUACCAAAUUGUCCGAUCUUGGUCUCAAGUGAAGACUCUGAGCACUGAAGAGAGGAUUAUAGGAAGGUCAGGCUGGGCCGAAUUCACCAAGAACGUCGUGAUCAUCAAUGUCAGAGGUCCCAGCAGACCAAACUUCGACAUUGAAGACCUUCCUGGCCUCAAUGGUCAUCCUAUACCUCAAAAACUCGUAUCCGACUGCAUCUCCCAGUCGCAAAACAUCAUCGUGCUCUGCCUAUCAGCUGGGUCCAAGGAUGCCUCGCCGGCUGAUCCGGAGAUUCAACUCGCUCGGAAGUACGAUCCUACGGGAGAACGUACUAUCGGUGUAAUCACUCGAGCUGAUCUCAUGGCCGCAUCAAUGGACGAAGAAGGCUCGACUUUUGUCGAUUACCUAUUGGGAACCGGUGCUCAUCUAGGUGAUUUCAUCCCUCAGGGUGGUUGGUGGCCUCUUCGUCUGAGAAGUCAUAAAGAACGAUCUUCUGGCACAUCACUUCAUCAAAUCCGACAAAAAGAGGUUGAACUGUUCUCGGAGGACGAUUGGCUACAGAUCCAGGAGAAAGCUGGUAGGAACUUCGGGAUCGGUGAAUUGGAGAAGAAGCUGGAAGUGUUGUUUGGGGCGAAAGUCAGAGAAACGAUUGUCAUACUCAAGACUAGUCUUCGCGAGUCCAUGCGAAAUCAUAACGAUUGGCUGGUCGAGAAUCCCACGAUCCAAGAUCCAAUAGCCACACUACAUGAUCAAGUGAUAUAUCAAUUCUCGAAUGUAUUGAAGGGCAGGAUCGAAAGAUCUAAUGCUUCUGGGAAGCUUGUCGAUCUACAAGAAGAGCUCGAGCAGGUAAUCCAACGAGCCGUACCGGAAUUUGUGCCCUUCACCAAAGACGAGUCCGAAGAAAAUGGUACAUAUCAAUCGUACUGUAAGACCAACGGAAUUGUAGUUGAAAAGGAAGACACAGUCUAUCUGGAUACUCUAGCAGAGAUGAUCAAAGGCGUCUCGAGCAGAAGAGAACCUGGAGUAAUAGAUACUACCACGAUCACCCAAGCCUUUGUCGACAAAUAUACCGCAAGAUGGAGAACUUUGGCUAAUCAACAUAUCGAUCAAUUAUGGAGAGAAGUUGAGGACAUUCAACGAAACGUCAUCAAAGAGAUAUGUGGGAACAAUGCGAUCUUGUCUGAAGAGGUUUCGAUGAAACUCGAAGAUCUCGUGACUUCUCUCAAAAUCGAUUCGAUGUCAUUCAUGAAUCAAAUGUGUAGGAUUAUAACCUCUCCGCUAUCCCAUUCUGGUAGAGGUUACGCUCAAGGCUAUCAAAGCGCCCUCAAACGAGCUAUCGAAGGAUAUUCGAGAUUCCUACAACCAUCAACAGGCGUUCAUCGACGAGAAGUAUCAACGAGCUCCUCAAUUCCAUCCCAAACGAAUAGCUCAGUACCGAAUAUACCUUCUGAGAUAUACUCUAAGACCGAGAGAGAACAGUGUACAGCGCUCCAAGCCAAAAUCACUGUGUUGAUGAUGAGCAGAGCUCUUGAGUUCUCAUCAUCAGUAGGUGAACAUGCUCAGGAGUGUGUGAUGGAAUACCUAGAGAAGGUGAUCCCUACUUUGAGGAAGAAGAUGGGUUUAGAUCAAGUCGUCGAAGAUGUUAGAAAGAGAGCGGGCGAUCUGUUCGAGAAUGAUAGGAAAAAGAAGAGAGAAAGAGAGAGGGUCGUGGGAGAGAUGAAGAAGCUCGACGAAAUUCAACAACAUCUGGAGAGGAUUGUUCAUGCUUGA